AGCUAUGACUGUUCGCGUUGCCAUGGCGAUGCAGUCUGAUCAACCUCAUAUAGCUCUCCUCCCCAGUGCUGGAAUGGGCCAUCUCACACCCUUCCUUCGCCUCGCCACGCUGCUCGUCCGCCAACACUACCGUGUCACCCUCAUCACCACGCAUCCCACCGUUUCACUUGCCGAGUCUCGUCAUGUCUCCCGAUUCCUCUCUGCUUUCCCUCAAGUCACUCAGCUGCCAUUCCAUCUCCUCCCUUUGGAUCCUUCCACCGCCAACUCCACCGACCCUUUCUAUCUCCAGUUUGAAACAAUACGUCGUUCAGCUCACCUUCUCUCCCCUCUCCCCGCAACGCUUUCACCUCCUCUCCAUGCCCUCAUCUCUGAUGUCAGUUUGAUUUCUUCUGUCAUUCCGGUGGCUGAAACCUUGCAUCUCCCUAACUACCUCCUCUUCACGUCAUCGGCCAGAAUGUUUGCUUUUCUUCUCAUACUUCCCAACCUUUGCAUCCAAAGCUGGUGAUGAUCCUGCCAAGUUUGGUGAUGUUAAAAUUCCAGGUUUUACGCCAAUACCAAGAUCGUCAUUCCCUCCUUUGCUUCUUAUCCCAGACAAUCUCUUUGGUAAAAUAUUCAGGGAAGACGGUCGUGAAGUUAAUAAAUUAAAUGGGUUUUUGGUCAAUACCUUUGAAGGACUUGAAGCAGAGUCACUAGAGACGCUUAAUGGUGGAAAAGUACUCAAGGGCUUGCCCUCUGUAUUUCCGGUCGGACCUUUCCCGCCGUGCGAGUUUGAGAGAGAAGAUUGUGGCGAUCAGUUGAAGUGGCUCGAUGAGCAGCCAGCAGGGUCGGUGGUCUAUGUUAGCUAUGGGAGUCGGACAGCAAUGUCCAGGGAUCAAAUAAGAGAGGUAGGAGAUGGGCUAAUUAAAAGUUGGUGUAGGUUCUUGUGGGUGGUAAAGGACAAGAAAGUUGACAAGGAGGAAGAAGAGGGCUUGGACGAGGUCGUGGGGCUGGAGCUAAUGGAGAGAAUGAAGGCAAAGGGAUUGGUGGUGAAGAAAUGGGUGGACCAAGCACAAAUACUUGGUCACAGUUCUGUGGGAGGAUUUGUGAGCCAUUGCGGGUGGAACUCAGUGAUAGAGGCUGCUUGGCAUGGCGUGCCAAUUUUAGCCUGGCCCCAAAUUGGGGAUCAGAAGAUUAAUGCAGAGCUGGUGGAGGUGAGUGGGCUUGGCAUGUGGGUGACGAGUUGGGGUUGGGCUGAAGAGGUUGUGGUAAAGGGGGAUGAAAUUGGAGAGAGAAUUAGAGAGAUGAUGGGGAGUGAAUUGUUGAGAGGGCAGGCUGCGCGCAUCAGAGAAGAGGCAAGGAAAGCUUUUGGAGAUGGUGGAAGCGUUGGAAUAACAUUUAAGCAACUUAUUGAAGAGUGGAAGGCGAGCAAUGAGAGCAUUUAAGGGCCAUGGCCAUGGAGCUUCUGAUUAAUUGUAACCUGUUGAAGUGUAAACAAGUGCUGGGAUUAUUCCGCAUCUGCCUUUCGGAGUUGUAGAGAAUCCCAGUCGAUUAUGCUUUCAAGUCAUUGCAUUUAUCUCCCCUUUAAGAAAGAAUUGUUCCUAGGAAAUGUUGGUCCAUUUGAAUUGAGUACGGAUGCGGUGUCUUAAACUCAUGGUAUCAUAAUUCCGGUUAAUCUAUAUCUUUUGAAUAUCGAAUUCAAAUUGUUUUCGAGUCUUGUUAUAUGGUACUACCUUCAGAAAGAUUCGUUACUUUCAUCAAUAGAGGCAAGCAUAUGAUGUCCAGCCAAAGCUUGCACCAUAGUGACUGAAAAUAAGAAUGGCAGUGGUCUGUUUUUGCGAAUGUUUCGGGGUCCAGUGAUUCAAGAAGGCAGCACUUUGUCUACUUCUCUUUGAAACAAAACACUCUGCGGUCAUAUGCUAUACGCCAGUUUCCAACUCCCCGUCUUGCAGCUUCAGGCCGACAGGUUAUGGUGAAAAAUUUUCAACCAAUAAGUGGACGCCACGUGAGCAUACUUACUGAAUCUCAUCGCUUGGUAUCCACCGUAUGUUUUUCCCUCCUCAUUAUCCAUUUACUCAGCCAGAGAGAGGGAGAGAGAGCGAGCGAGAAGAGAGCUAUGGUUUCCUCUUCAUUGUCUCCUCUCUCCCACUCUCAAUUUUCAUCCACCAACUUCAACAUCUGUGAGACACCCACUUGCCGUCAAAGGAAAACCCAAAUUGGGUGCGCUGUAAAACCCACAAUUUCUGGUUCUUCUUCUUCUUCUUCUCCCUCUUCUUCUUUACCUUUCUGCCGAGUUCUUCAAAAGUCUCUUCCUCUUGCUGCUUCUGCUGUUCUUCUCUGGUCAAGUCCAGCUAAAGCCGGAUUUCUGUCCGGGUCCACUGGAAUAGAAUCAGUUCCUGGUCCGAAGUUACCUGAAAUUGAUUUUCUCAACCGCUUUAAUGAAGAAAACCAGAAGAAAUAUGCGGAAGCUGAUGCAAGAUUCAAAUCAUCUCCCCUGCUCAAGGAAUUCCUUGAGAGGUCGAAGAUAAACAAAGAAAAGAACCGUAAAGAAACCCAGGACAAAUACUGCAUACGUGGGGCAGAAUGGGGUGUGGGAGAUUGUUCAGCUGAGGCGAUGUCUCCUGAGGACAAAGAGAAGUUCAUUUCAGAACUGAAGGAGAAGGCUGGAGUGAAAUGAAUGAAACAGCUGUAGGUAAUGUUUUCUUGGACUGGCAGCAUGGGUAAAUCUACCUUGUAAAAUCACAUUUUGGGGUGGUUUCUUACAACAGGAUAGAAUACGCGUCCAUUCUUCUUUCGAUUAUUGUUUUGAAUGUAAUCAGUUGGUAUACUUUAGUUGCUUCUUAGGCUGGUUGAGUGACAGAAACAAUAACAUAUGCGACGACUGAACAUUGUCUCUUAAUGAGGCAAAUUUCAGUUCAAUGCCUCCUUUGGGUGUUAAAUUCUUUUUGGAGGACAGAGCUCGACGCUCGUAAUUGUUUAGGUGAUCUGAUUACCAAUGUAAGAAAAUAAGUAGAACCAUAUUAGAGCA
This is a messenger RNA of Juglans microcarpa x Juglans regia, 3004 nucleotides long. RefSeq lists its product as uncharacterized. NCBI's taxonomy places the organism in Eukaryota, Viridiplantae, Streptophyta, Magnoliopsida, Fagales, Juglandaceae. The transcript is spliced from 4 exons. The coding region runs from base 1946 to 2653 and encodes 235 amino acids. The record is from RefSeq and is a predicted model, not a curated record.